GUCCUUUUCACACUCGUGCUCUGUUCAUGACGUCUGUGUUUACCAGUAUCUUUAAGUACUUUAUUUCAACAAUGUUAAAACUUGCAUUGUUCUUAGGCAUAACUUUGCUUCACAAAUAUAUUGUCCGCGGGAAAGAUAACUGUUCCAUGGAUCCUUGUGUUGUUUUUCCUGGUAAGCCCACAGAGACUAAGGACAACUUUCCUGCACAUCAGUUUUGCUUAAGAAUUGUUGUUGAUGAGUGGAGACCGUUGGUGGAGCUGAAAAACUCUUCUGGUGAUGGCUGCGUUUUCAUCACUGGACCAAUGUUCAUUUUUCUCUCGGAAAUGGCAAAGCUCUUAAAUUUUAGUUACACCCUCGUGACGGCUUCCGAUCGAAAGUGGGGUGUUAUUGAAAACGGAACCUGGAGUGGAAUGGUGGGGAUGCUCCACAGAGGGGAAGCCGAUUUAGGUCUAGGACCAUUUUCUGCAAACCUUCAGAGAUAUGAUGUUGCCGAGUUUACCAAUCCUUUAUUUGUGGAACACCUGACAAUCUUGCUAGGAAAGGUUAAAGAUGAGAACAAACCAUACAGUUUUCUUAAAACGUUUCGGUGGGAGGUGUGGGCAUCGAUACUUUUGGCCCUUUUUGUUGUUUGCAUGGUUUAUUGUCUCAUCUUUCUGGUUACGUCAAAGGAAAAAGUGGAUCCUAAUUUCGUGGUGAAAAAACUGGUAGCCCUAUUCGGGUGUAUUUGUACACAAGGCAUGCCACAACUUCCGUCUUGUACUUCUGGACGCCUCCUGAUUGGAUUUUGGUGGAUUGGACUUGUGAUCUUAACCAAUAGCUUCAGUGGAAACAUCAAAGCUUGGCUUCUUUUCAGAGAUAGUCAAGACCGGAUUCAAAAUCUUCAGGAUUUGUUGAAGUUCCCUGAUAUAAUACCAAUUGUUGAAAAAGGAACGUCCACUGAAGCUUUGUUCAAGACAAGUGAGGAUCGACUAUACAGGAAAAUAUGGAAACGAAUUCUUCAACACAACGACUCUCUUGUCCAUCCGGAGAAACUGAAUAGUGAUGAGGUUUUGGACAAAGUGGCUCGAGGAACGCACGCUCUGAUCUCUAGUGAAAUAUCAAUAUUUUACAGUCUGUCGCUGCGUUACGAACGACAAAAGAGCUGCAAUUUUUAUUUGGCGAAGGAACAUUUCCACGCAAAAUCUCGAGUGAUACUUCUCCGCCGAAAUUCAUCACUUGGAGGUUUUCAGGAAGAACUGAAUUUCAGAAUGGCAACCGUUAUGGAGAGCGGGUUCUUUUCACAUAACCUUCAACAGGCAUUACAAAACUUCACCAAGUGUCUACACACUUCUGAAGAUACCAGUAGACCCCUUAAACUUGAAGAUGUCAAAGGCCUCUUCAUCAUGCUAUCAAUAGGCUUAAUACUUUCACUUUUUGCUUUAGCCUCUGAAAUAUGGCACAACCGGGCUAAAACAAGGAAGCUUAAACGGUCAAGACGAAAAGAAAUACACAAGUGUAAAUUUAAAUAUAUAUUUUAAAAAUCCAAAAUAAGAACAUCAAAGUUAGAAACUUUACACUUGUUUGUUAAAGAUUUGUUUGCAUUAUUGCCUUUUUUUAUCAAUAUUCAGAACUAUUUAAGCCUAAAGAAACAGGUCUAUUGUAAAAAAAGUUAUAACGUGGAAUGUGCUAAUUAAAAAACUGCUUAAAAUACAAAUGACCUUCAUAAAGGAUUUUGAAACUUUGAAACUUUCUGAAAAUUACGCACUUUUAUAUUUAAACCACUUAGCAUUUUGUUCCGGUUAGUCACGUGGCCUGUUGUCACGCCUACGAUCAAAUUGUAAUCGUUUGUUUGAUGCUGAACUUUUUCUUUCCAUUUAAUCAUCUUGUAUUUAAUGUUGUUCUCCAUCACUCUCAAAUAAUUUGUUACAAAUCUUCACUCGCAAUCUGAGGGUCGCGGGUUUGAAUUCCCGUCACACCAAACAUG
Messenger RNA from Limulus polyphemus (Atlantic horseshoe crab), 1963 nucleotides. RefSeq names its product glutamate receptor ionotropic, kainate 1-like. Lineage: Eukaryota; Metazoa; Arthropoda; Merostomata; Xiphosura; Limulidae. Gene Ontology annotation, cellular component: membrane. The transcript has 9 exons. The coding region runs from base 27 to 1517 and encodes 496 amino acids. The record is from RefSeq and is a predicted model, not a curated record. Gene Ontology annotation, molecular function: glutamate-gated receptor activity.